Molecule: messenger RNA, 1092 nt
Organism: Cercopithifilaria johnstoni
Lineage: Eukaryota; Metazoa; Nematoda; Chromadorea; Rhabditida; Onchocercidae
Source: the annotation of a GenBank genome assembly
AUGAUAUCUUUUAAGCCAACUACAACUCGUUUUCGUCCAUUCAUCAGUACGCAGAUUUUAUCCAAGUUAACAACAAUGACAAAAACUACACCAAAAAUGUUGAAAAAAACAAUAUCGCCAUCUGAAUCCAUUUCAUCACCAUCACCUUUCCAAGAGGAUUAUGCAAUGAUGAAAGGAGAUUUCAUUGAAUAUUCUACAACAACUGAGCCAUAUAUUGGUCCAUCGACAUUUGGCUACAACAAACGAGUUUGCCUUCUGAAUGCUAUCGGUAUUCCGGUACUUCAUGCUGAAUCACAAUAUAGUGCUAUUGGAUCAUGGAUGCGUGAUAAUUUACCUUUCAGUCAAGAAAUGGCAGAACGACGAUGGGUUACGGAUGAUUAUGCUUCACCGGUUCUUUAUGAAUAUGAAAACGAAAAACAAUUAAUGAAUAAAAAACAAAAUAUCAAAUAUUACAUAGAUUACUUGGCAUCCGGUACAGGUAAUAUUAUCUACAAUGGUUCAUAUUACUAUCAUCGGCAUAGCUCAAGUAUGCUAGUUAAGUAUGACUUAGAUUCAACUGAUGAAACACAGAAGGAUUUGGGUACUAUUUCAUAUCUGGACUGUUCAAGAAGGCAAGAUUAUACAUUUGAGAAUUGCAACGAAACGGAACGUGACGUAUGGUUAUAUAAUCGUCCUCAUAACUACGUUGAUUAUUCGGCUGAUGAAAAUGGACUUUGGGUAGCUUAUGUACGAUCUGGCAUGCAACAUAUAACAAUUAGUAAAAUUGAUCCGAAUAUGCAUGUUGUUCGAACUUGGGAUAUUUAUGAAUUGAAUGCAACGAGCGUAGCUGAGACAUUCAUUAUGUGUGGAAUAUUAUAUGGUUUAAAAAGUGCCACAGAUCGAGAUACUGUAAUUGAUUUUGCCUAUGAUUUAUUUAGGAAUGAAACAAUAGAUGUAAGUAUAAAAUGGUAUAAUCCUUACGGUGGCUUGACCAUGUUACAUUAUAAUCCGGUCGAUGGACGCUUGUAUUUCUUCGAUUCAAAGCGAUUAUUGAGUGUAAAUGUCCGUGUAGAAGGUCAAAUUGAUCAGUUUAGAUUUUCCAAGUUUGAUUGA